Messenger RNA from Botrytis sinoallii, 1878 nucleotides. RefSeq lists its product as uncharacterized. NCBI's taxonomy places the organism in Eukaryota, Fungi, Ascomycota, Leotiomycetes, Helotiales, Sclerotiniaceae. The transcript is spliced from 8 exons. The coding region runs from base 1 to 1878 and encodes 625 amino acids. The record is from RefSeq and is a predicted model, not a curated record.
AUGGCUCCCUUCGAUGAUAACGCUCCGGAUAUCAUAGUGGGGAUUGAUUUUGGGCAGACAUACACUGGAGUUGUAUGGUCAAACUUGAGCAAUUCCAAUCCCACCAAAAGUAUUCAAGAAUGGCCCGGAUUACCUCCAGAUUCAGUGGAAACGAAAGUUCCAACGACGAUUGCAUAUUCACGCAAUUCAAAUGGUAGACAUGAAACCGUUUGGGGAUUCUCAUGCGAUCCCGAUGAUGAAUAUCAUGAAUUUGCAAAAGUACAUGAGCAUUUUAAGAUCUACUUAGAUCAACAUAGUUUGGAUUUAGCUCGGAAGGGGGGUGUAAGAGAUAUGCCUGAAACUGUUGACGAAGCAAAAUAUCUCGUGACGGAUUAUUUACACCAGAUUUACAAGCACGUCAAACUAUGUAUCGAAGCUAUUACCGGAAGUUGGAAAGAGAAGAGGAUCGAAUUUGUCUUUAGUCUUCCCACCACCUGGGAUGCUUUGGACACCGUUAAUAGAUUCAACGAAGCGAUUAGUGCGGCUGGCUUCACAUCUCAAAAUCCGGAUAAGCAUUCGGCGAAAUUGGAAUUGACCGAAGCUGAAGCUGCAGCUGUUUAUUUUGUGACAAACUCCGAAAUUGAACUUGAGAAAGGAGAUAUCAUUCUCAUUUGUGAUGCAGGUGGAGGAACAACCGACCUUGGUCUUGUCGAAGUAGCGGAUCCAAACCCUCAAAGACCAGCAUUGAAGCAGGUAGCAGAAGUUAAAGGUGUUGGUAUCGGAUCGACAAUGAUUGACCGAGCAUUCGAACGUCUCGUACAAAAUCGAUUGGAUGCGUAUCCCGACAUAGAACUUCCAGAUAACCUAGCACAUAAACUAGCUAGAGGUUCGUCCUUUCAGUCUAUUAAACAUAACUUCGGUACGACUUCAGGCAAUCAUGCUGUAUAUAUACUACGACUCGAUAAAUUGGGAAUUGGGAUUGACAAAGAUCUAACUCACCCGGGACUUCGGAUGAAAGGAUUCGAAAUACAAUCUCUGUUUGACGUGCAAAUAUCUGGUAUAAUACGUAAAAUUGACAAACAACUGGACUGGAUGCAAACGCAUAGAAGCCAUGAUGAUGUGAAAUUUCUUGUCUUGAGUGGCGGUCUUGGAGGCUCACAAUAUGUAAAGACCAAGAUUGAAGAAUACUUUCAUCGAAAUCCUCGCCAAAUAGCACAUCGUAUAAGAAUUUUAAAAUCUCAAGAGCCACGGCUUUCAGUGGUAAAGGGAUUGGUGAUAGAUAGAAGGCAAAGAAUAAAAGUUGGAUCGGCGACUCUGAAAACUAGAGUAGCAAGAGCGAGUUACGGUGUCUUAUGUCGUCAGGAAUACAACCCCGCGAUUCAUGUAGGAGAAACCAUCAUAACUGAUCCUUACAACAAGAAACAAAAAUGGGCAACGAUGCAAAUUGACUGGAUCAUAAAAAAGGAUGACACUAUCGAGACUGAUUCUGCUCGAGACCGACUGUUCACGAGGAAGAUUAUUCCGGGAGACAAUAAUCGAACAUGGGAUACAACAAUUGUAAUUUCCCACGAAGAUCGUAACAAUCUACCCACGAGUUUCAGACACUCCAAUGUCUCAAAACUGUGCACAGUGCACUCGGAUUUGAAGGAAGUCGACGAGGAAGAAUUUGAACCGAAAAAUCGAAAGCUCUGGCAACGAAAGAAAUACUAUCUCGCCACGUUUACCGUGCGAGUAAUAGUUGCACCAGCAGAUUUAAGGUUUGAACUAUGGUUCAAGGGGAUGAAAUAUAACAGAAGUCAUGAGCCGCUAUCGAUAGAUUGGGAUCCCGCUGGAGCUUCAUUGCGUCCACCGUCAAUUGAUAGACCGGUGGAUGGAUGGGAAAGUCGUGUGCAGUUGUAG